AUGGAAAUCGCUGAGGAAGAACACGAACAGGCUGUGGUGACUUCAAGUUCAUCACCCAAUUCAGUGAUUGAUAUUCUUGACAAAUAUCUGGAAAAAGCCGAAGAUGAGCGAAUUCUAACUCCUGAAUUGGAACAAAUUCUAUCGCAAAUCGCGAAAACCGGUUAUUCACGUUAUCCAUGGGAAAAAAUCAAACCUUUAUUUCUUCAAAAAUUAAUUGUUGUUCUUGAUGAAUUCAAUAAUGAAUUAAGUAUGGAUAAAUUGGAUAUUCAUCCAAACGUAGAUCAAUCGACAUUCGAAGAACUGAAAAGCGACAUCGUCGAACGUAUUAAUUCGUUUGAAAAUGCACCAUUUACGAUUCAACGCUUAUGUGAAUUAAUUCUCUCGCCACUUGUGACAACGAUCGACAAUGAAGGAAAUAAAAUUUAUGUUGAACCACCUCGAAAUGGUUUAUCAUCGUCAACAACGAUGGACUCGUCGGAUUCACUGUCAAAUUCUCAAAUCACGAACGGUUUUGCCAUUCCACACAACAUCAACGACAAUGACUCAAUUCGAGUCGAAAGCCAAGAAACACAAGCUGGUUCGACAACAAAUACUCAAUUAGACGAUGAGAUGGGACAAAAUACAAAUGAAGAGGAACAAGACGAGGAAGAUGAUGGUGAUCAAGAAGAAGAAGAGGAGGAAGAAGAAGAUAAACCUUCAUCAUCAUCAUCGCCACCAGCAGCCAAUCUUACUGAUGAGAAUAGUAGUUCAAGCAAUAGUAAUUCAACACCAUUACCUUCAUCAUCAGCAGAAGAUAUGCUUGAACAAUAA
Messenger RNA from Adineta ricciae, 810 nucleotides. The record is from the annotation of a GenBank genome assembly. Lineage: Eukaryota; Metazoa; Rotifera; Eurotatoria; Adinetida; Adinetidae.